This is a messenger RNA of Ailuropoda melanoleuca (giant panda), 863 nucleotides long. RefSeq names its product RNA polymerase-associated protein CTR9 homolog. Gene Ontology annotation, cellular component: Cdc73/Paf1 complex. NCBI's taxonomy places the organism in Eukaryota, Metazoa, Chordata, Mammalia, Carnivora, Ursidae. The record is from RefSeq and is a predicted model, not a curated record. The coding region runs from base 216 to 599 and encodes 127 amino acids. The transcript has 4 exons. Gene Ontology annotation, biological process: transcription elongation by RNA polymerase II; regulation of DNA-templated transcription. Gene Ontology annotation, molecular function: RNA polymerase II complex binding.
CAGGGGGCGGGGCUGACGGAAGUGGCCGGACGCCGUCUGCUGUUCGUUGUUUAAGCGGCUGACGGGAAGGAGAAGCCCGAGCUCCGGCGGCGCCGCCGUGGGGCGACAGUCACGACCUGAGCCGGGGCUGCUGCUAGCCUCUGGACGAGCCACAAGCCAGGAGUACCGGCCGCAGAGCGGAGGGGCGAGACGCCCGCUCGCCUUCUGAUCUCAUCAUGUCGCGGGGCUCCAUCGAGAUUCCCCUCCGGGACACUGACGAGGUCAUUGAACUUGACUUCGAUCAGUUACCGGAGGGAGAUGAAGUUAUCAGUAUUCUGAAACAGGAACACACACAACUGCACAUAUGGAUUGCUUUGGCGCUGGAAUAUUACAAGCAAGGAAAAACAGAAGAGUUUGUAAAGUUGUUGGAAGCAGCACGUAUAGAUGGCAAUUUGGACUAUAGAGACCAUGAGAAAGACCAGAUGACUUGCUUGGAUACAUUGGCAGCCUAUUAUGUACAACAGGCUCGGAAGGAAAAGAAUAAGGACAAUAAGAAAGAUCUUAUUACACAGGCAACCCUGUUGUAUACCAUGGCUGAUAAAAUUAUUAUGUAUGAUUAGAACCAUUUGUUGGGAAGAGCCUGCUUCUGCCUACUUGAAGGUGACAAAAUGGAUCAGGCUGAUGCGCAGUUUCAUUUUGUACUCAACCAGUCUCCAAAUAAUAUCCCAGCCCUUCUUGGUAAGUCAUUUUUGGCAACCAUCUUAGGAAACUAUCUUUCAUCAUAUGCCUGUAAUAUGUUUCUUUGACUGGGCUGGACAGCAAUGUAGAAGAGCUUUACUUUAUAAAAAUGAAACUAUCUGCAAUAGAUCAUUGUUUCUUUUGAA